Molecule: messenger RNA, 1422 nt
Organism: Fusarium musae
Lineage: Eukaryota; Fungi; Ascomycota; Sordariomycetes; Hypocreales; Nectriaceae
Exons: 4
Coding region: 1-1422 (473 amino acids)
Biological process (GO): protein folding; response to endoplasmic reticulum stress
Cellular component (GO): endoplasmic reticulum
Molecular function (GO): protein disulfide isomerase activity
Source: RefSeq, a predicted model, not a curated record
AUGCGCUCUUCAGCUUUCUUGUCACUCGUUGCCCUUGCUGCUGAUACGCGAGCCGUCAAACUCCGUAAAACAGAGUUCAAUGUCCUGGUAUCAUCAAGGCCAGCGCUUAUCUUGUUUACAGCGGACGGUUGCAAGGAAUGCGAUAGAGUUCAAGCCGUUCUGGACAGGGUAUCUCCGGUACUCACCAAGACACCCAUUGCCUCAGUCAACUGCAACGACGAGCCAACUGUGUGCGAUGAUUCUCAGGUCUUCACUGUCCCUACCUUGAAGUAUACAAGCGGCAACAAUGAGUUGGUCACUUACAAAGAAGCAUUAGACGCAUCAUCGGUUGUCAAAUAUAUCGAGCGGCAAUUGGGUUCUCCCGUGGCAGAUCUUACCGAAGACAACCGACUCGAUUUUGCGUGGUCAUCUCGGGUAGCAGUCAUUGCUUUUCUUGGCUCAGACAAUCAGCCUGAACGCAAAAUCUUUGACGCCGUUGCCGAAAGAUGGCGAGCGCAUUACAGUUUUGGCAAUGUUGAUGGCCUUGGGAAAGAUAGUAAAGGUCCUUCCAUAUCGGUUUAUUCCCAAGAGGAGGAUGAUCCAGUCCACUACCGCGGGCCUUUCACCGUCCCUGACGUCGAGGCCUUCUUGCGAGCUGCGACCAAGCCGCGGAUUCGCGAAUAUGAUCCCAUCGUCCAUGAAGAAGCGACCAAGGAUGGGAAACCACUGGCCCAAAUAUUCUUCAGUAAUCGCGAUGAUCGGGCUGAGCUCGUCAAGUCUCUCGUUCCUAUUGCCAAGAAGUAUAAGGACCAGCUUUCCUUCAUGACAGUCCUUGCACCAGACUACCCCAAGAGAUGUGAGCAGAUGCAUCUCAGCAAGGACAUCAAACGUGGCUUCGCCAUCGCAAAUCAACAGGGCAGAGCAUAUCCCAUGCCUGAAAAGGUGUUCAACGCCAAUAGGGUCGCUAAACAUGUAGCUGCUUACCUGGCUGGCUCACUGACACCUAGCAUCAAGUCGGAACCAGUACCUGAGGGGUCGACUUCGCAGCCUUUCUUGACAAAGCUGGUGGGUAGUAGUUUCGACGACUUGGUUUUUGACAAGUCUAAAGAUGUUUUGGUUGAAUUUAACGUACCGUGGUGUCAAUACUGUACCGAUUUACAUGCUGUCAUGAAUGAGCUGGGAUCAAAAUAUGCAAAGUUUGGACUUUCUGACAAAGUCGCUCUCGCUUCUAUCAAUGUCGAUGGGAAUGAUGUCCCAAUUGAGAUAGACUCAUACCCGUCACUCCGAUUAUAUCGCGCUGGUACAAAUGAAAUUGUAUUUUUCAAGGGCAAUUUUACUGAAAUGUUAACUGUUGAGCAACUUGAUGCUUUUAUUGCUCAGAACGGAACUCAUGGAGUCAGUAUUAUACAUCAAAGCGAGAGCGGCCCUCAUGAUGAGCUAUAG